AUGGCAUCGUACGCGAGGGGAAACUUCGACCUCGCGGCUCUCAUGUCGCAGCAGCGGUUUCUGCGGCAGCAGGAGCAGCAAUUGAAGGCGGAAGUGCUGCGUCUGUCGCGCACGACGCCAUUUGCCCUCCCUCAGGACAGACCGUUGCCUCCCCCGCCACCUCAGCAGCCAAUUGAGAGGCGCAUUAAACCCUCAGCUCCCAGCGGCUGGCAGGUUCAGGCCGGCGAUGUGGGCGUCUUGGAAGGCGGACCUGGCUGUCCUCGCAGCUCGUGGAGAUUGGGAGACCGACGGGAAGACGGGGAACCCGGCGGUAUGGCGGCAGCAAUCGCGCGUAGACAGCAAGAGCUGCAGCAGCAGCAGAGAGAACGACAGCAACUUCUGCAGCAACAGAGAUCCAUGCAGCGCCCUGCAUCCUGGGGGGCUUCCAUGGAAGAUCUGCCUCGUGACGGCCACGAAGGCAGCCCAUACACCUUCCCCACUUCUUCUCAAGAGAGUUUCCCAGGGUUGUCGCGGUUUCCCCGUUCGGCAACAGUUUCAUUGGCUUGGGGAGAGGCGGAGCAGGGUGUUUCAAGAGCAGAGAAGAGACAUCUGGCCCGGAUCAGCCCCUCUUCCUUGCCUGCUGCUGGUAUGCCGAGUGGAGGAGGCAGGAGGAAGGGGGAAGAUGGAUGCCCAACGGGGCAACGACGACGCCAAGUCCUCCCGGGAUACGCAGCCGCUGCCUCUUCGCCUCUGCUGCAUGAAGCGGACGCGUGGCCACUGCAUGCAGCCCCGCGAGGUGAUUCGAGAGAGGCACGUUCGAACAAUUUACCUUGUGGCUAUGCAGCGGCUGUGGGGGGAAGGGCUUCUCAGGGCCCCACCGGCUUCAACGUGCCGUCCACGCUGCCGCCUUCCCUCCAUCACGAGCCAGAGGGCUUCGGCUUUCUGAGCCCGACGCCCUUGUAUCAAGAAAACAAUUCUAAGGACGUUUUUGUGCAUGCAGCAGGUCUUCCAUCCCAGCACUGCUCGCGCAACGACGGGAGCGCCGCCUUGGGUCCUCCUCGUGUCGGGUGGAAUGAUCAACAGCUCCGCCCGUCAGAGAACCAGAAAGGAAAACAAAUAUCACAGCAUGCAGGGCAGAGAGGGGCCUCGCCCAUAAAAAGACGGCCAGUUGACUACACUGCGGAAGUUGCAGCGGGAAAACCUUCGUCUCAGCUGGGCAGCGACAUGUGGGGCUUUCGGCAGUCUUUGCGCGCUUCUGACGAACUCAAGACAAGUGUAGGCAGACAGGCGCCGCAUACGCGGGCAGCCGCAGCUACCAUUUCCACCAACAUGACCCCUCACUUUGCUGCUGCUACUGCUUCAGCCGCCACUGACGACGAGGAAACCCUCAAGAGGAUGGGUGUCAACGCCUCCCCCAGAGAGCUGCUCUUCUUCAGGAAGCAGCUGAACGGGAGGGUAACCCAGCAGCGGCAGCGGUCGACUUCGAGGCGAAGUCGCAGCAACAACUCCCCAGCAGCAGACAGACGAGAAAUAACUGCGCCUCCUCUCGAGCGCGGUGGCUGUGGAGGAGGUGGGCAUUUCAGCAGAGACGUUGACACCACGCUUUCAGCACCGAAUCCGGGUGUAUGGGCACUGCCUUCUUGGAUGAGGGCCUACGGGGUGUCAGGAAGCCCCUCUCCGCCUUACGUACACCGCGAAGAUGGAAGGCGGCAGCGUCGCUUUCCCCCUUCCAGUUGUUCUGCUGCCCCCCAGGCAGAGCGGUCCCAACUGUGGCCAACUGACUGUCUCGAGGAGCCUCCACUGCCUGGCUGGGCCGAAGAUGCAGGCGAUAUGCGAUGUGGCUGCCGCUGCUGCCGCAUGAGAGCAACGCAUGCGCAGGAACCCGGAAUAAGCCCCACAGCCGACCUCCCGUGCUGCUGCUGCCCCUGCUGCAGCUGGUGGCGUAUGGAGGGUGAGGGCCCCCCAAUUGUUGCUUCCUCGAACAAAGGCCUCUAUGCAGACAAAACAAAAGAAGAAAACGACGGGGGAGCGCCUGCAGCUCUACCUGCGCAGGCAGGCAAAUGUUCCCGCUGCGGCAAGCGAUCGUCAGUAGCAGCCAGCAGACUUCAUGCACCUCAGCCAGGAGUUGCUGUGUCUAUCGCAGUAGACGACCGCCUCCCUCUCGAGCAGGCCGCUUCUCUAUGCACUGCCUGUGCUGCCUAUCUUGCAUGCGAGCGGGAGGCACAGGAGGCAGCGCUGGCGCCUCGAUCCGGGGCUGCGGCCCAUACGGGGGAUCCUUCGCCUGUAGUUGCGCAUUCAGCAGAUAACAACCCUUCUCCCCUAGCCGUACAAACGGCUGCAAGCAGCUCUAACCAACAGGAUCAACAGGAAGACUCUGCCGAAGCUGCAGCGACCAAGGAGGAACAAAAAGAACCGGAGUCAGAACAGAACGUCCGGUUGUCAGCUGCAAGGCAGCUCUGCACCUCUUCAGAGGGUCCUCCUGAAUCCAACAGGGUUUGGGAGAACCCUCGAGUGGUGUCAAAGAUUUGCCAGUAUCUGUCGCUGUCGAAGCUGCUGCUGGUCCGGCGCUGCAACAAGACAUUUCUCCAGGCGGCGCAGUACCGCAUGCGUUUUGUUCUGUACAACUCGUUGUUCCUGCUGAUGCACGAAGCAGAGGCGGGAGCUGCUGCUGCCCAGCUGCAGCAGACGAAGACCAAGGAGGGGCAGCACUGCCCUCUAUCAGCAGACGCCCUGAUUCAGCUGCUAGGUCUUGAUGAAAUAGAAGUGGAGGAAGUGCGCGCCGGGAACCUGCCGUCUGCAUGCCCUCCGGAAGCUGCAACGCCGCGCAUGCAAGAUGUUGCAGCAGCGCUUCUCAAAUCGUUGGCCGACUUAAAGGCAACGAAGGAAACGAAAUCUCCAGGCAAGCCCAAGGGCUUGAAAGGCCAGCCUAUAACCCGCAAGCACCAAAUGCAACCAGCCCAGCCCCCCCCAGCACCCUCCAGGAAGUACGCUACACAGUCAGGCAAGCAAAACGGGCUGACGAAGCCAGAGGUCCAGCAGCAAGAGCGGCUGCAGCAGCAGCAGCUGGAGCAGCAGCUGCUAGAUGCGCACAUGGCGAAGCAGCAGGCGCAGGAAGAGGCGUACCUGAAGAUGGUGCAGGAUCAGUUCGAUCGGCCUGUGAACUUCGGCUACGACGAAGCUGCUGGGCCAGUUGCUGCACCUUGUGCAUUACCAUUUGAACAGAGCAUCACUGGAUCGCCUGAGCCUGCGACAUUCAGACGAGUGCGACAUGCGUUUCUAAAACUCUGGAAUUACGAUGAUGAGGCAUUUCGGCAAGCCCUCAUUCGCGCGACGACCACCUCGUAUCCAACUUGGCUCUUUGACGUUUCAGCUUUGUUGCUGAGGGCCGUAUUUCAGCUUUGUUGCAACUCACUUUCUGCGCCUCCACUGAAAGAGUUGAUCCCCUUGUUCUCGCCUAAACGUCGGCCUCCGUCUAAGGUUGACGUGCCCUGCAGAUCUGACAGCUACCUGUGGGCCAAGAUGGCUCGCGUCUCGGGCUAUGCAAUGCACCUGAUUAGCGAUCAAGCCUGGCCGCCUUUGAGGGACCCCGUGGUGCGACUGGUGGCUCAGCCGUUUAUAUCUCCGGAUGUGCUGACGAGAGGGUCGGGGGUUGACCCACACGCACUCUAUGAUGCUGCAGCGGGGGGGAUUGCAGUGACACCGUUGGUGCUACGGCCUGUUGUGGUGGAUUCGUUGGAAGUGAAGAUGUCGAAGGUUUCCCCGGAGUUCAUUUCAGAGUUCCUUGAGUACGGCAGGCAGCAGCAACUCAUUCACUCUGCAGAACACCCGCGUUCGAUGCACGGGGGAGUGCGUCAGUUCAAGGCGUCUUCAGAGCUUAUUUUGAUGAUGGAUUUGUACGAGUGGCUGGCUUCGGUGUUGACGCACAUGCAAAACACCGAAGACCUGCCCAUCAUGAGAGAAAAAACGUCUUUUAGUUUGUGUGCUUCACGAUCUGAGAACUUCCGAAGGAACGGGGCCGAGACAGGUUCGGACUCCAGCGAAGAUACAAGCUGCUCCAAGAAGUCCUCAAAAGAAGCAACCGCUGCUUUCUUCAUCACCAGCAGUCGGUGA
Messenger RNA from Eimeria mitis, 4089 nucleotides. RefSeq lists its product as uncharacterized. The transcript has 6 exons. Bases 1 to 4089 code for a protein of 1362 amino acids. The record is from RefSeq and is a predicted model, not a curated record. Lineage: Eukaryota; Apicomplexa; Conoidasida; Eucoccidiorida; Eimeriidae.